AAUGGAAGAUGUCUUUGUCAAAUCAAAUGUUUAAAUGUGACUGUAUAAAAACAAAUAAUUUGACAAAAGAUGAACUAAAUCGAAUAACUGACGAUGUAAAUAAAGCUUUAAUUGAUCCAAAAGGCAAUGAACUUUUUGAAAGCUAUCUUUCUCAAUUCAAGUUUUUGGAUGGUUUAGUAAGUUUGAGGUUGUACAACACCUGUUCAGAGAUCCUGAAUGAAAAGCAGAAUAGAUCGAGUCAAAGCAAUUUAUCGGAAGAAUCAUUGGAAUUACUUAUUACUAAAGUAAAAAUGAUAAAGAAGACUAUCGAAGAAGAAGAUAUAACUGCAAUAGAUUUUCAUAUUAUGACAGACUUGAACAAAGCUUUGGAGGCAAAAAACAAAGAAAAAUUACUCGGUGUAUUAGAAAGGAUCAAAGAAGAAUGUCAAAAUAGUCUACGAGAUUUGCACCAAAAUUUUAGAUGUUACGUCUUGAAAAAAUAACAUUUGAAAUUUUUUAAAAAUAUUAGUUGUGCAUUACGAAG
Molecule: messenger RNA, 523 nt
Organism: Atta colombica
Lineage: Eukaryota; Metazoa; Arthropoda; Insecta; Hymenoptera; Formicidae
Exons: 3
Coding region: 9-482 (157 amino acids)
Source: RefSeq, a predicted model, not a curated record